Wickerhamiella sorbophila is the source of this 1197-nucleotide messenger RNA. RefSeq names its product 26S protease regulatory subunit 6B. Gene Ontology annotation, biological process: proteasome-mediated ubiquitin-dependent protein catabolic process. The record is from RefSeq and is a predicted model, not a curated record. Gene Ontology annotation, molecular function: proteasome-activating activity; ATP binding; ATP hydrolysis activity. NCBI's taxonomy places the organism in Eukaryota, Fungi, Ascomycota, Dipodascomycetes, Dipodascales, Trichomonascaceae. The transcript has a single exon. The coding region runs from base 1 to 1197 and encodes 398 amino acids. Gene Ontology annotation, cellular component: proteasome regulatory particle, base subcomplex.
AUGGAGGUAGCACAGAAGGGCGAAGCGCCCGCUGAGUUUGAAAAAGAUGUAUACACCAAGCUCAAGACGCUUGAGCGGGAGUACGAGUUGCUUGUUCUGCAGGAAGACUACAUUAAGGAUGAGCAGCGCCACCUGAAGCGAGAGCUUCUGCGGGCCCAAGAGGAGGUUAAGCGGAUUCAGUCGGUUCCACUGGUUAUUGGCCAGUUUCUAGAGGUUAUUGACCAAAACACAGGUAUCGUUUCAAGCACAACUGGAAGCAAUUAUGCAGUACGCAUUCUGUCCACUCUAGACCGGGAGCUGCUCAAGCCCUCGACGUCAGUGGCUCUUCACCGGCACUCGAAUGCGCUCGUGGAUAUUUUGCCGCCCGAGGCCGACUCGUCUAUCGCCAUGCUAGGCGCCGACGAGAAGCCGGAUGUCAGCUACGCCGACGUAGGUGGACUCGACAUGCAGAAGCAGGAGAUUCGAGAGGCGGUGGAAUUGCCGCUCACAGAGUUCGAUCUGUACAAGCAGAUUGGUAUCGACCCGCCUCGUGGCGUUCUACUGUAUGGUCCCCCAGGUACCGGCAAGACCAUGCUUGUCAAAGCCGUGGCCAACGCCACGACCGCCUCGUUCAUCCGAGUGGUCGGAUCCGAGUUUGUGCAAAAGUAUCUGGGUGAAGGUCCCCGUAUGGUGCGCGACGUGUUUCGGCUGGCCCGCGAAAACGCUCCCAGUAUUAUUUUUAUCGACGAAAUCGACGCGAUCGCCACAAAGCGUUUCGAUGCCCAAACCGGUGCCGACCGGGAAGUCCAGCGCAUUUUGCUGGAGCUGCUGAACCAAAUGGACGGAUUCGACCAGUCGUCUAACGUGAAAGUCAUUAUGGCCACCAACCGUGCCGACACACUGGACCCUGCGCUCAUGCGGCCCGGUCGUCUGGAUCGCAAAAUCGAGUUCCCCUCGCUGCGGGACCGUCGCGAGCGGCGGCUGAUCUUCACCACCAUUGCCUCUAAAAUGUCACUGGCGCCAGAAGCAGACCUGGACUCCCUGAUCAUGCGCAACGACCCGCUAAGCGGAGCCAUCAUUGCUGCAAUCAUGCAGGAAGCUGGUCUUCGUGCCGUUCGCAAAAACCGCUAUGUCAUUCUCCAGCAGGACUUGGAGGAGGCCUACAGCUCGCAGGUCAAAACGGGCUCUGAGAAGGACAAGUUCGACUUUUAUAAAUAG